UCGCUCCUCCUCUUCCUCCCCCCUCGGCUGCCCCGGCCCCAGCGCGCCGCGGUGGUCCCGCCGCCGCGGGCCGGGGCAGAGCCCGCCCCCCGUAAUCCAUGCGCGGGCGGCACCGCCACCAGCGCGGCGCUCUGAGGCGGCGGAGCGGGCCGUGCUGUGCCGAGCCCCGGCGGGCUGCAGCGCCGGCGCCUCCGUCUCGCUCCCCCGCGGCCGGUGAGCGCUGGCGAUCCGCGGUGCGGGCGGCGGUGCGCAAGGAGCGGCCGGGUCAGCGCGCUGCCGUCGGCGGGGCCGGGAGGCGGCAGAGAUGGUGUGUUGAGUGGUUUCCAUAAGAAGCUUCUGUACCCCUCUGAAGCAAGAACGCAUUCAAGAGUAAAAGGUCUGAAGACACCAGUGUUUUCCUGGCUAGAAAGUUAACAACCCCAAGUCAAUGUAUUGACGACUUCUAGCCUUGGUGGAACAAAUCUCUCUACCUCAAAUUUUAUGAAUACUGCUAGCUAUGGCUGGGGGACUCUGCUUGCUGCUGCUGCUCUUCUGUGGAAGUACUAUUUCAGAGGUUCAGCCUAUAUACAAGCUGCCUCCUGGGACUUUGGAUUUUGGAUUUGUACCUGCCAAGACGUAUGAUACAGGUGCAUACCAUGAACCUGGACCAAUAGGAAUUUUGUUUAAAAUAGUCCAUGCUUUCCUUUAUUUAGUGCAACCCAAUUCUUUUCCUCAAGAUCUCAUCAGAAAACUAGCACAGCAGAAGUUUGGGAAUUCACAGGGCGAUUAUCAAAAGCCAGAAAAUGUUGUCCUGACUCUUCAGGCCAUCUACUAUGAAAUCGGUUUUAUAGUCUCCGCAGCCUUUGGACUGCUAUUUAUCUUGUUACUGCCUCUUGUGGGACUUUGCUUCUGUAUGUGUCGUUGCUGUGACAACUGUGGUGGGGAAAUGCAUCAAAGACAGAAGAAAAAUGCUGACUGUCAGAGGAGCUGUUUUGCAACAUUUCUUUUUGUUGCUUCUUUAAUAAUAAGUGUUGGAGUGCUUUGUGCAUAUGCUGCCAACCAGCACUUAACAAGUCAAGUCCGAGGGGCAAAGAAACUGGUUAACAGUAAUUUUAAAGAUCUGAAAAUUUUCCUUAACGACACUCCAGCGCAAAUUGACUACUUGGUAAGCCAGUACAAUACAACCAAGGAUAAAGCACUCUCCGACCUAAAUAAUGUGGGACCUUUGCUUGGUAGCAGAGUUCAAGAACAACUGGGGAAAGAAGUACGUCCUGCACUUGAUGCAGCUCUGACAAUGGCAGGAGCAAUCAGAGAGACGAAGGAGGCACUGGAAAACGUGAGUGUGUCUGUAGAGGUUUUGCAGGAAGGCACCGAGAGGCUUCAUGCAAAUUUGACAGAUGUUAAAAUGCACCUGAGCAACACUCUCAAUGAUUCUGCAUGCUCUGCAGUUCAGGCUGCUUCAACUUGCAAUAUCAUCAGGAAUUCAUUAAAUCAACUGAACAUCAAUGCCAAUUUUACUGGGUUGCCGGGGGUGAGCUCACAGCUUGCCAAGGUCAAUGAUGUCCUUAAAAUAGACCUUUCUAGUCUGGUUCAAAAGGGUUAUGCAUCAUUUAAUGAUACUCCAGACUUAGUGGUGAAUCAAACCAGGAACAUUUUAUCAGAUAUCAAAAAUGUGUUGGAAUCCAUUGGUGCAAAUAUCAGUAGCUUCACAAAAACGCUCCCUGUUGAGAAGAUUUUAGCUGAUUUGACAAUAUAUCUUACACAGAGUGAAGCAUAUGUUCAAGAUUAUUUCCCAGUAGUGGAGCAGUAUGAUUUCUACAGAUGGCUGGGUUGUCUCAUUCUGUGCUGCAUGGUCGUCCUGAUUCUGGUCUUUUACUACCUUGGGUUGCUAUGUGGUACCUGUGGUUACGAUAAACAUGCUUCUCCAACAACAAGGGGCUGCAUUUCCAACACUGGAGGAAACUUUCUCAUGGCGGGCGUUGGAUUCAGUUUCCUUUUCUCCUGGGUGCUGAUGAUUGUAGUGGUGCUCACUUUUGUCACAGGUGGAAAUGUAGAAAAACUGGUUUGUGAGCCAUUUGAAGAUAAAACGUUAUUCAAGGUUUUGGAUACUCCCUACUUACUAAAUCAACACUGGAAAAACUACCUUUCUGGCAUUCUGUUUAAAAAUCCAAAUAUUAACUUGACUUUUGAAACUGUUUACAGUGAUUGCAAGGAAAACAAAGGAAUUUAUACUUCCCUUCACCUAGAAAACCUGUUCAAUAUCAAUGAGUUUCUAAAUAUUAGUAUGUAUACAGAAGAUGUUGCACUUAAAAUUGAACAUAUUCAGAUAAAUCUCAGCAAAAUCAUUCUGUUGGAUGAAAUUGGGAAGGAGAAUCUUCUGAAUUUCAGCUCUUCGGGAAUAGAAGGGAUAAACUUCGCAGCGUAUUUGACAGAGAUCAAUAAAAGCGUUACCAAGGUUGAUCUCUUAUCAUUUGCUAAUGACUUGGAAGCAAGAGCAGACCAGCUGCCAAAAGGAGCACUGGAAAAUGCCUUAAAAGGACAUGCAAGCAACAUUCGAGUGAUUCAUAACCAGCAAGUUGUUCCACUGGAGCAAGCUAUGAGCACUUUAAAUCAGAGCAUUAGAUUACUGAAGAGGACAUCAUCUGAACUUAUGGUUAAAGUGAAAAAUGUCAUUAGUGCUGUUAAUGCUGCCCAGCUUCUCAUAAAUAACAAUGCUUCUCAAGUUAUUGUCCAGGAAACAAAGAAGUUCAUGGAUACCGUAAUUGGCUACUUUGAGCAAUAUGUUGAAUGGGUCAAGGAAUCGAUUGCCAUGGAGGUAGCAGCUUGCAAGCCUAUUGCCAAUGUGAUAGAUACAGCAGUAGAUAUUUUUUUAUGCAGCUAUGUAACUGAUUCUGUGAAUACCUUCUGGUUUGGCUUGGGAGGCUCUUCAAUAUUUUUAAUUCCUGCCAUAAUUUUUGCUGUAAAGCUCUCCAAAUACUACCGUAGAAUGGAUACAGAGGAUGUCUAUGAUGAUGUUGAAACUAUACCCAUGAAAAAUAUGGAAAAUGGUAAUAAUGGUUAUCAUAAAGAACAUUUAUAUGGUAUACACAAUCCUGUUACUACAAGCUCUGUGGAACAGUGGUAGCAGAUACUGGAAACAUUAAGGGGUUAUAGAAAUGAGGCUCAAGAUUCAUCUACAGGAAUAUAUCAUUGUUCUUCCAAGUGUAUUGGCAUUUGCAUUCAUCUUCCAAAUACUGAGCCACUUCUCUUAUGUGACCCGUACUGUAAAUCACAAAUAUGCUAUUGAAUGUUUUGCCAUAAACUACUGUACAGAAUAUUUUGUGACCAGGGCACUGCCUCUCAAAUACCACUGUUCAAGGCUUGAAUUAAAAUGUUUUUUGUUUUUUACUUUUUUACACUGGGCUUUCUAUCUUACAUCACAGUAUAUAAUUUCAGUAGGUUAACAGACUUUGCUUAGCUAUCGUCUGACAAUUGGUUAAGUUCUUAAAUUGUUGGGAUGUGUUAAAUACAGUAUAUACAUGUUUACAUAAAAAAAUGCAUUUUGUAUACAGAGACUUUUGUAUAUACAUUUUUCUUAAAACUUGUAAGUGUUUAGUUAAGAUUUUAAUACUGUAUAGUAUACUUCACAAAUGAAUUUACCAGCAUGAUCAGUGUUGCUAUUUGGUGCUCUUGAAUGACCACUUUUGACUAAAUUUUAAAUGUAAUGGGAUCCACAGUGUCUCUUUGUGUCUAUGAAAAGUUCAGUUGCAGUUUUGAUUUUUCCCUCUUUUUGAAUUAUUUAGUAUUUAGUGAUUUUUGCAGUAUAUACUAUAGGCCUAAAAGGGACUGUUUGGAGAAGUUUGAAACUGUGUUCGGGUGGGAGGGUUGGGAGUGUGUAUGAUGCAUAAUAUGGCAAAAAAGCUAAGCUUUCUAGAGUUCAAUAGUACUCAAAAAGAGCAUGAGAGAUGUCAUAAUGUUGAUGAUUUUUAGAAUGCUUUACAUUCAGUUUCUUCUCUUUUCCUCCUUCACGCCCAGUUCUAUAAUGUCCUUUAAUAGAUAUCACUGUUAAGUUGUUUCUCUUUCAGCAGCCAGUGAUUCUAUUUUUGCUAAGUAACUUUAAAAUGUGACUUCAGAUAUUGAAAUUCAAACAUUCCUGGCAACUGGAUUUACGUUCCUACUGUCUGAGUUACUACCUUGAAUUUAGGCAUACAGUUGUAACGCUGAAUUACGUUAACAGCAGAGUUCAUCAAAAGGGCCACAAGUGUCUCUAUUACUAGCGUAAAACAUUGCAGAAGGUGAAAUAAUUGGGUAUAUUGAACUAAAACUGUGUCUCUUCAUGUGCCAGUAUUCUUAACUUUGUUUCCAACAAGGUUUAUUGGCUUAAAGUAGGGGUAAUCCUGAAAAUCAUUGAAAUGAUUUUAAAGAAAUGCUGAAAAGUGAUACCAGUUUUUAAUCUGGAAUAACCUUAUUUUUCAUUUUUAGGUCAUAAAUGGAAACAUUUCUAACUGACAGUAUGUAGCAUAUGUGUAUAUAUAAUGUUCAGAACUGUAGAUUUUUAAAAGUUUCUAUUUUUAAUUUGAGAAAAUGUUUCCAGUUCAUUUAAAUAAAAAAAGAACUUGGUUAACUAA
This is a messenger RNA of Dromaius novaehollandiae (emu), 4586 nucleotides long. It is a transcript of the gene PROM1, whose product is annotated as prominin 1. NCBI's taxonomy places the organism in Eukaryota, Metazoa, Chordata, Aves, Casuariiformes, Dromaiidae. The transcript has 28 exons. Bases 497 to 3103 code for a protein of 868 amino acids. Gene Ontology annotation, cellular component: apical plasma membrane; plasma membrane; microvillus. Gene Ontology annotation, biological process: photoreceptor cell maintenance; camera-type eye photoreceptor cell differentiation. Gene Ontology annotation, molecular function: cholesterol binding. The record is from RefSeq and is a predicted model, not a curated record.